This is a messenger RNA of Blepharisma stoltei, 375 nucleotides long. Lineage: Eukaryota; Ciliophora; Heterotrichea; Heterotrichida; Blepharismidae. The record is from the annotation of a GenBank genome assembly.
AUGACUGCUAUGACCAGAGAAAUUGCUGCAAUAGACCUUGCUAUCAGCAAUAACGAUCUCAAUCUCAUCUAUAAUGUAGAAAUAGCUGACCAAGAAGUUUACAGAAGAGCUGUUAUGAACCACACUCAAUUACAAUAUGAAGACAAGAUAAAUAUACUUAGCUUUUAUGAUCUAAAAUUAAAAGAAUCUACAACAUGAACAGCUACUAAGAUUAAAGCUUCCAAAGAUAUUAGAUUAAUUGGAAUUAUUGCUAUUGGACUAUUAUUUUCUUCUGUUGCUCAUUACAUCGGAGAUGAUGAUACAGCUAUAAUUAUUAUUUUCUUCAUAAUCUACUCCAUCUCUGUUCUAAUUGCUCACAUGAGAAUCUUUGGUUAA